Messenger RNA from Gavia stellata (red-throated loon), 1325 nucleotides. RefSeq names its product DNA excision repair protein ERCC-6-like 2. The record is from RefSeq and is a predicted model, not a curated record. The transcript is spliced from 3 exons. Bases 84 to 1184 code for a protein of 366 amino acids. NCBI's taxonomy places the organism in Eukaryota, Metazoa, Chordata, Aves, Gaviiformes, Gaviidae.
AAUUUUGAACUGCAGAUGGCAAGAAAAAUGAAGAAAACCCAGAGGACACAGCAGAGAAGAACACUAUUAAGGGAGGGCAAGAAAUGUUUGCAAACAGUAAGCAACAUCACCUGUAUGUUAUGCAUCCUGUGACCCAGAAAAACAAAAAGGUACACCGAGUAGGUUCAACCACCUUCUUGGUUGGAAAGACACCCAAAGGAAUCCGCAGGAAACAAUUUGAGGAAAUGGUAUCCCACUUUAAUAUGGGAUCAGUAGAAGAACUGGCACAAUAUAUUGCAAAAGCUACAUCAGAAACAAGGCAAAUGAUGUUGAAGGAAUUCUAUGUUUCCAAACACCCAGAGAUGGAGUCUGUCUUCCCGGUUGAAACAACAGCACAAGCUUCACAUGACUAUGAGGAAAGAGAAUUGGGUACAACACGCUCCGGAAAAAGAAAAUCCAUUGUUAAAUUCAGAAGAUCUAAGUCUAGAUCAUCAUCAGCUAAAGGUCUGCUUCUGAGUGGAACUACAGAAACACAGAGCCAGCAGAGCUGUAAGGGAAAAGUAGAGCAACUUCAUAAUGACUCCUACGUGCAAGAUACGUGUGUUGAUGCAAAAUAUAAACAAUUACCUACUGUUGUUACUCAAUGUAUCAAAAGGAGAAACAGUCAGGCAUUCAAGGAUUUUAUGGCAUCUGGCUCAUUAAGCAGUAAAUCAGAAAUAAUUGAGGUGCUGUCUGUAAAAAGUUGUGAAGGACAGCAGGAAUCCAAAGGAACACAGCUGCAAAGAAAAAGAUCCCUGUCUCAGUCAGAAAAUGGGGAGAGAAACGCUCAGACUUGUAAGAAAAAGUUUUUUGUGGACUUACUUGGAGAUACCUCUGUUCUCAAUGAGCUCUUCAGAAAUCAUGGAGACGGGCUGACAGAAUCACCAAUGAGAUUUUCUUCAGGGCAGGUAGAAAAAUCAAAGGAGAGACCAAAAGACUUCUGGGACAUUCUGAAUGAGCAGAAUGAGGAGAGCCUCAGAAAGCUCACGGACAUAGCAGUCAUAGAGAAGCUAUGUGAAAGAGCACCUCAUCCCCCAGUGACAGAAGAGAGAGAAGUGUGUGAAAGUUCUCUUUGGAAAAAAAAUGAAAAUUUUCUGUGGAAAAAAUACAGUCCAGAUGAUUCAGAUGAACCAUCCGCUGCUACAUCUUGUAAUGUAGUAAAAUGAAAGUUUUCUAUGUGAGUUGCACUAUAAUUAUCUUAGUUAAACAUUAAAAUAUGCACAACUUCAGCAGUAUGCAGCAAAACAUGGUGCCUCCAUGAAGUUAAAGGCAAAGUGAUGAAUUCAUAUUUAUGAUAUGGGUUUACA